Messenger RNA from Perca fluviatilis (European perch), 4557 nucleotides. Its product is annotated as solute carrier family 26 member 6-like. Gene Ontology annotation, molecular function: oxalate transmembrane transporter activity; chloride transmembrane transporter activity; bicarbonate transmembrane transporter activity. Gene Ontology annotation, biological process: transmembrane transport. Gene Ontology annotation, cellular component: membrane. The record is from RefSeq and is a predicted model, not a curated record. The coding region runs from base 1369 to 3498 and encodes 709 amino acids. NCBI's taxonomy places the organism in Eukaryota, Metazoa, Chordata, Actinopteri, Perciformes, Percidae. The transcript is spliced from 20 exons.
UUUUAUUUUUAUUUCUUUUACCUUUUUUGUAUAUGUUAAUAAGCAUAGGACAUCAUCUGGCAACUUUAAGAGACUUUUGGAGCUAGUGCUAGCUACCGUCAUUGGAAGUGAGCUGGCAACACUGAUUGCAGAUGAACAUUUAAUAUCCAGGAAUUCACAUUAUAGACGCUACCACUGACUAUCUGUGUAACAAUUUGGCCACAAUUUAGCACACUGACCAAACGCAGUCUAGCCAUAUACUAGGUUUCAACCUAGUCUUGUUGUUUGAGGGAUUUGAAGGUGUAAUCUCUCUGAUCCACUGAGGGGGAAAAUGGAGACAAAAGUGUGACUAAGCAAAUGAAAGUAUCAGUGCCUGUUGGUGCACAUAUAAAACACCCUGUGUCUUUAAGAAAGCAUGUUGUUUGUCCUACUAAAGUUAACCAGUAUCUGUUCUUCCAUUGAUUACACAGACCCUCCCAUUAACUUCCCUGUGGUGCAAUUAUAAAUUAACAAGAACAACCCUGACUAAGCUGAAAUGGCUGACUAAUCUAAUCACACACCGAUAAAAGAAAAGACACAUAAAACACAGCUAUACAAAAUAGCGAAGACUCUGUCUGGUAUAAAUUGAUGUUGCAUGUUGAAUCAUUUUUUUUUUUCCAAGGGCAAAAGAUGAUUGACACAAUAAAUUAAACACAUGACAAUAACUAUAAAAAAAUAACUAACUCACUCGGUUAAUAAACAAACAUGCAUUGCCGUCCCUAAUUUCUACCAUAUCUGUUACCACCUUUGCCCUGUCCCUCCCCAACAAUGUCCAUUGUCAUAUCUAGAUUUCCCUUCAAAGUCACAAGUCACAGCAGUGGAGCCACAACGUAGACCGAGACCAUCUCAGCCUCCGACAAAUCUGAGGAAGAGGGCACGCUGACAAGGUUUUUCUUUGUCAAUUUUGUCAGAGAAUCGUGGGUUUAAAAAUAAAACCUUACCUUCUUCUGUUGGCUGCAACAACAAACAGUGGAGCCACUUGGAUCUGAUGGAAAACUCUACAGCAGAUUUGAUUUGAAGCCUGAGGACCACUGCACACAGAGAGGAUUCAUUCUUCAUGAAGAGGGAUGUGCCAUCUUAUGAUUGUGAAGACUUUUUAAUUUAGGUGGACGAUUUUCUUUACAACCCUGAGCAGAAAUAGACUUGGAGUUGGAUCUAUGUCCUCUGAACUGGAAUAACAGAUAAAAGACAUCCGUAUAGAAAACAAAACAUUAUAUCACGCCUCUGAAAACCUACACUAAAUAUGAAUGGUUCAUCUCAGGCUUUCAGUACAUUCUAGGCUUUUUGUAAAAUAAAUCUUUCAACAUAGAAAGCAUUUUUUCAGCUGGAACAAACAAGCUAGUUUUAGCCAUGGCAGAGAGGAGAAGGGUGGGCUACAGCGUGCACAGGGAGAUCCUGGACGAGGGAGAAGUGGAUGAGAUGGCACAAAAGUCUGACUCAAAAACAUCUCUAUCUGAGAAGGUCAAAAAGUCAAUGAGCUGUUCUGGUCCCAGGUUGAAGAACUGCCUGCUGGGUAGCGUUCCUGUUAUGUCAUGGCUGCCUCGUUACUCCAUCAGAGAAAACGCCCUGGGUGACCUGAUCUCUGGAAUCAGUGUGGGGAUCAUGCAGUUGCCGCAGGGUAUGGCCUAUGCCCUGUUAGCAUCUGUUCCUCCAGUCUUUGGCCUUUACUCCUCCUUCUACCCAGUCCUCAUCUACUUCAUCUUUGGCACAUCCAAGCACAUCUCACUCGGAACAUAUGCGGUCAUGAGUGUGAUGAUAGGAGGGGUGACAGAGCGAUUGGCCCCAGACUCCAACUUUAUGAUAUGGGACAAUUUGACCAACUCAAGUAUAGUUAAUAUCAGCUCCCGGGAUGCAGAGAGGGUCCGAGUGGCUGCAGCUGUCACCUUCAUGUCCGGAUUAUUUCAGAUUCUACUCGGUCUAGUCCAGUUUGGUUUCGUUGUGACCUACCUGUCUGAGCCUCUGGUCCGAGGUUACACCACAGGCGCUGCCAUCCACGUCAUUGUGUCCCAGCUCAAAUACACCUUUGGCAUCAGCCCUGAGAGAUACAGUGGACCCUUCUCCUUGUUAUAUACUGUGUUGGAGAUAUGCUAUCUCAUUCCAGCGACAAACAUUGGUACUCUUGUGGUCAGUAUUGUUGCUAUAUUAGGCCUGAUCUUUGCUAAGGAGCUCAACACAUACUUGAGUAAAAAAAUACCUGUUCCUAUCCCUGUGGAGCUGAUUAGUAUUGUUAUUGCUACAGUGAUCUCCUGGCAAGUUAACUUGCAGGAGAAAUAUGGAGUGGAUGUGGUGGGCGUGAUUCCCUCAGGCCUCCAGCCGCCUGUUCUCCCAGAUGCCUCUCUGUUUGGUCAGGUGAUCGGGGAUGCCUUCGCUCUGUCUGUGGUUGGCUACGGCAUCGCCAUCUCACUGGGAAGAAUCUUCGCCCUAAAAUAUGGAUAUAAGGUGGACAGCAACCAGGAACUCAUCGCCCUGGGUCUGAGUAACACCAUCGGAGGAUUUUUCCAGUGUUUUGCCAUCAGCUGCUCCAUGUCUCGCACCAUGGUUCAGGAGAGCACAGGAGGGAAGACUCAGGUUGCCGGGGCUCUAUCAGCAAUAGUUAUCCUUUUCAUCACGCUCUGGAUUGGAACUCUCUUUGAAGAUUUGCCGAAGGCAGUGCUGGCCGCCAUCAUCUUUGUUAACCUCCAUGGCAUGAUGAAGCAAUUUAUGGACAUCCCUGCACUGUGGAGGAGCAACAAAGUAGACAUGCUGAUCUGGGUGGUCACCUUUAUCCUCACCUUGCUAUUCAACCCUGACCUGGGACUGGCUGCUGCCAUCGCUUUCUCCAUGCUCACCGUCAUCUUCAGGACACAGCUACCUAAAUACUCCAUAUUAGGGCAGAUACCAGCCACUGACAUUUACAGGCCACUUGAGGACUAUAAUCAGGUGAAGCAGGUGCCAGGGAUUUUGAUCUUCCGUUCCUCUGCCACCAUCUACUUUGCUAAUGCUGAGAUGUACCAAGAAGCCCUUGGAGAGAAGUCUGGCAUUGACAUUACCAAGAUCCUGUCAGCAAAGAAGAAACUAGAGGCCAAAAGAAAGCGACAUGAGAAGAAAAAUGCCAAGAAAGCUGCCAAGAAGAACACAGUGGACAUGGAGGGGGAGCCAGAGAGGGAGGAGCAGAAUGGCAUUGCCGUCAUUGAGAUGGAUGCUGAGCCUGACCCCUCGCUCCCCAGAGCCAUCGUCCUCGACCUCAGCCCCGUCAACUUCCUGGAUACUGUGGGAGUCAAGGCGCUACGCAGCAUCCAGAAAGACUAUGGGGAGAUUGGUAUACAGGUUGUUCUCGCUUGCUGCCAAACUGGUGUUGUGGACAACCUGCAGACUGGAGGUUACUUUAACGACAAAGUGACAAAGUCCUGUCUCUUCUCCACCGUCCAUGAUGCUGUUUUGCACUGUCAGUCUGCCAGAACACACAGACAAAAUGAGGAGAUCACAGCGACACACUUGUGAAUGCUCAGAGGAACGGAUGGAGGGACACCAGACAUUCUGUCUGUAUGAGGAUAAACACACACACAAACGCAUUGAAUGGGAAUGUUCAUUUCCUUUCCAAACAGUCAGUUUAGAUUUUAAUUUUCUAAGGAAGACAUUUGAUUUGGUGACGAACAAUACACACCACAUACUUCUGAAAAAAAAACCUGUACUAACUGAAACUGAUGCUUCAAAUAUGGAUGCAGGGUGUUCUCCUUUCCUGUCUUACUGGGACCGGCUGCUUUAUUCACACUCAAGACUUCAGUCUGCAUCUUGUUUAUCUACAGACGUGUUCAGUGAAUGUGUUUAUACUGUAUAAGAUUGUUCUCUGAGACAGUACUUCUGUCGGACGUUGCAGAUGCUCAUUACAGUAGCUCAAGCACAGAGAAUGUAGCGCCCCUGAUGAAACUGCAUAUGUACAGAUACAAUCCGCCAUGUUUUGAUCAGGAUGUUUUUUCCCCCAGUUUAAAGUUACACAUGUACAUGGGAACAACAAGAUGAUCAUCAUUUUUGAAAUCAUUUUUUUGUUCCCGUGUCCAUGUGUGACUUUAAUUUGUUUAACUGUUUGUUUCAUUUUUAGAGAGAAAAAAAAUGUCUGUAAGCAGUUAGAGGGGCGGGAAGGGAUUAAUUUCCACCACAAAGAUUUGUAAACACAUCAGUCCUAUGGUAACUAAAAUCAGGUAUGAGUCAUUGUUUAUUGGAAGAGGAACACUGAAUCAUGUUUAGUCAUAAAAAAAACUAAAUUUUCCAGUAAUAGCUUUUAUUUAAAAUGCCUUUUAUUUUCCUUAGAACAAAAACGGACAUCCUUUUCUCUACCUAUCCUGUCCUUCUUUGUUGGCUGUGUUGUUUUCCCCCUUUGUUCCAAGAUAGGGACGGGUGGAAGUGAGCAGGCUUCCCCUGGCCUGCUGACUGAUAAUAUUGUCAUUUGUUUUUGCUUUGUCUCACCACUCCCUCACACAUCAUACUGUCAGUUAGUCAGCCUGCAUACUGACUGACACUCUAUUGUUAUCUCACUUUACCUAAUUAAAACAUUUAGCAUCA